AGUGUUUUGAAAAAAUGGAAAUACACGACGAUACUUGGAAAAUUGUUUUUCCUGUCGGUGUGAAUGUUUUAAUGUCUGCUUUUGCAUUUUUUGUGACCGUUCAACUGAUACCAAAACUCCAAGAUAUGUUUAUCAAAGCUAACCUUUAUGGAGUUGAUAUGAAUAAGAGAGAAAGCGGCAAAGUACCCGAAGGUUUGGGAGUUGUCAGUGGUUGCAUAUUUCUGAUAACGCUGUUCCUAUUUAUUCCCAUACCGUUUACUGAUUAUAUUUUCAAGAAUGCAAAUUUCCCACACAAUGAGUUUGUGGAAUUUUUAGCCGCUCUUCUCUCAAUCUGCUGUAUGCUGCUACUGGGUUUUGCUGAUGAUGUACUAGAUCUCAGGUGGAGACACAAACUGUUAUUACCCAGUGUGGCUUCGUUGCCCCUGUUGAUGGUUUAUUAUGUGAACUACAAUUCAACUUUGAUAAUAGUGCCAAAACCAUUAAGAGCUUGGUUUGGUUUUUCUGUGGAUUUAUGGCUCUUGUACUACGUUUAUAUGGGAAUGCUCGCUGUAUUUUGUACAAAUGCCAUCAACAUUCUUGCUGGGAUAAACGGUCUAGAAGUUGGACAGAGCCUAAUCAUUGCAAUAAGCAUUUUGAUUUUCAAUUUGGGGGAACUCGGAGGAGCUGCCUGGAAAGCUCAUCAGUUUUCCAUGUAUUUCAUUAUUCCCUAUAUUACCACUUCAUUCGCUCUCUUCAGACACAACUGGUAUCCUUCACGAGUUUUUGUUGGUGACACAUUUUGUUAUUUGUCAGGAAUGACUUUCGCAGUUGUCGGUAUCAUCGGACAUUUCAGUAAAACGACACUGUUGUUCUUCAUACCGCAAAUAUUGAAUUUCUUGUACAGCGUUCCGCAAUUGUUUCAUCUCGUGCCGUGCCCAAGGCACAGAUUACCGAAAUACAACAAGGAAAGUGACAAACUCGAUCCUAGCACGACGACCUUUAGGAGAUCAGAUUUAAAUAUUAUCGCUCGGUUCGUAAUGUGGAUAUUCAGGACCCUGAGAAUAGUGGACUGGAGCGAGGACAAAAGCGGUGUCAUAAAGUGCAAUAAUUUGACGUUGAUUAAUUUUGUGCUAGUAAAACUCGGUCCCACGAGAGAACCGAAUUUGACGAAAAUUCUUCUGCUUGUACAGGCCUCUUGCAGCUUACUGGCUUUUGUAAUAAGAUAUCCGUUGGCAUCGUUAUUUUAUGACGUUUGAAAAUUUUUAACUGAGAAACAAAUUCAUUGCCGACACAAUUGGAAAUGCAACCGUGAUUCAUCUCGAUUCUCAAGGUGCUUCAUCAAACUGGGAGGCUUCUGGAAUAAAAAAAUUAAAAUACAACAAUCGCAAAAACCAAUGAUGAUAUCUAGUCGAACGAAAAACAACGCCGAAGUCUGAAAGAGUUUUGAAACCGACUCUGGGGUCAAACGAGAACAAUAUAAAAACUAAAAAUAUAAAAAUGAAAAAAAAAAAAAGUUGAAUAAAGUGCAUUAUUUUGUAUAAGAAUUCGGUAUAUAAGAUUCGGUGAACACAAUCAAGGGAAUGGAACUAACAAAUUAUGUUUGUCUUUGUUUCUUUGACCGUCUUCCUCUGUAAUUUGAAAAACUCAACAAACAUUAAUAUAAAAGACAAUAACAAAUAUAUAGAUCAUUAUAAAUACCACCAUUGUCGUCUAAAAUACGAUUUUACGCCGAUUUUUAUAGAGGAAAAAAAUAACGAAAGAAUAGCAAUUUUUCUGGGUCCGAUACAGCUGUAAAAAAAAAAUUUGAUGUCCAGAAGAAUAUAUAUUUCCGUAUAAUAUCUUAUUUUUUGAGCAUAAUAAAUGUAAAUUCAACGAAUAAAUAACAAAAUUUUCCGUUUUGAUUCAA
Molecule: messenger RNA, 1885 nt
Organism: Venturia canescens
Lineage: Eukaryota; Metazoa; Arthropoda; Insecta; Hymenoptera; Ichneumonidae
Gene: Alg7
Product: Alg7 dolichyl-phosphate N-acetylglucosaminephosphotransferase
Exons: 7
Coding region: 15-1235 (406 amino acids)
Biological process (GO): protein N-linked glycosylation; dolichol-linked oligosaccharide biosynthetic process
Cellular component (GO): membrane
Molecular function (GO): UDP-N-acetylglucosamine-dolichyl-phosphate N-acetylglucosaminephosphotransferase activity
Source: RefSeq, a predicted model, not a curated record